This is a messenger RNA of Hypoxylon fragiforme, 651 nucleotides long. RefSeq names its product Isochorismatase hydrolase. The record is from RefSeq and is a predicted model, not a curated record. NCBI's taxonomy places the organism in Eukaryota, Fungi, Ascomycota, Sordariomycetes, Xylariales, Hypoxylaceae. The transcript has 2 exons. The coding region runs from base 1 to 651 and encodes 216 amino acids.
AUGGCUUCGACUCCUGCAACUCAUACGCAACAACCCACUGGUAGGAGGUUGACUUUCGGCAAGAAUUAUGCUGUUCUCAACUUAGACCUUAUGUCAAUUCUAAUAGAUGCUAUUAAAGACAUGGCGGUGGGAAAAGCAUUUGUUUCCAAUUGCACGCGCUGGAACGAUGCGGUCCACCAGAAAGACCCCCGACCUCUCACUAUCUUCUCGAGCCUGUCAUUCACACCCGGCGAGAUGGGGCUAGGUAAAGAUGCCCCGUUCAGCAGGCUCGUCGAGGGAUUCGGCUCAUUUGCUACCGGGCCCUCUGGAACACAGAUAGCCCCGGAUUUCAAGGUCGACAGCCAAGAUAUCAUUUUGCAGAAGACGAGGUGGUACGCCGGCGCGGGGAAUAGCCUUAAACAAAUCUUGAGGACACAGAAUAUUGACACAGUUAUCGUGUCCGGGCUGAGCCUCUCCGGCGUGGUAAUGAGUACAGUGUAUCGAUUAUUCGACCUGGACUGCAAUAUCUAUGUCAUCAGGGACAACGUACUGGAACUGCCGCCAGACCAACAUGCACAGUACUCCCAAGUCUUACUUGACAGUCUUUUGCCAAAGAUGAACUUGAAAGUAAUAUCCCUCAAAGAAGCUUUGGACAUGCUAGCACUGGACUGA